Molecule: messenger RNA, 676 nt
Organism: Petromyzon marinus (sea lamprey)
Lineage: Eukaryota; Metazoa; Chordata; Hyperoartia; Petromyzontiformes; Petromyzontidae
Source: RefSeq, a predicted model, not a curated record
UGCGCAUGCGCGGCACCGUGAGUCAGGAGUCUCCGCUUGGCACCCGCCAGAGGCCUCCUCCUCACCACCUCCUCCUCACCCUCACCACCUCCUCCUCACCCUCCUCUAUCGUCACCUCAUCGUCGCCACCCGCACGGCCCUCGCCAUGCUCAUCACGCUCAAGACGCUGCAGCAGCAGACAUUCAGAGUGGACGUCGACCCCGAUGAGACGGUGAAGGGCUUCAAGGAGAAGAUCGAGGCAGAGAAAGGAGCAGACGCCUUCCCGGCCUCGGGUCUCAAGUUAAUUUACGCAGGCAAGAUCCUGAACGACGAGUCGACGCUCAGGGAGUACAAGAUCGACGACAAGAACUUCGUGGUCGUCAUGGUGGGCAAGGGAGCGGCGGGAGCUCAGGCCAGCGGUGCCAGCACCAGCAGCGGCACCAGCACCACCAGCAGCGCCAGCACCGGCAGCACCAGCAGUAGCGCCGCCGCCGCCACCGCCGCAGCCGCCGCCACGCAGGAGCCAGCGGCGCCGGCCCCCGUGGCGGCCGCGCCGCCCGCUAGCCGGCCCUCCGCGGUCGCCGGCGCCGCGCCAGCCGCACGAGCCGCCCCCAGGUACCGCCGCUCGCCCGCCCGGCCGCCCGCCGCCGGUUUGCGUUGGCACGGCUCUUCGCAACUUGUCGAUUCCUGGACUUGA